AUGUAAAUUGAUUUAAUAGAGUAAUAAAUAGUUAAGAAAAAGAGAUCAAGGUCUUAAAAAUGUAAUGGAGAUUCUAUACCUGCAUUUUUAUUAAAAACAUAUGAGAUAAUAGAUGUAAAAAUUAUUAGUAAUAAUAAGAAUCCUAGUAAUUAAGAUGUUAUUAGUUGGAAUGAGGAAGGAAAUGGAUUUAUAGUUAAAAAAGUUAAUGAAUUUUCAGAUGUUAUUCUGCCUAAAUCAUUUAAACAUAGUAACUUUGCAUCUUUCGUUCGAUAAUUAAAUAUGUAUGACUUUCAUAAAACUCGACAUGAUAAUUAUGAAAAUGAAUUUAAACAUAAAUUAUUUUAAAGAGGAAAAAAGUAAGAAUUUUAGAUAUAUAUGUAGAAAUUAAUUAAGCUAAAUUAAAAGAAAAACAAAUGAUUAGAAAGAACAAAAUUCUUUAACUCUUAUCAAAACUGAUAUUAUGAGAAAUGGAAAUUAAGAAAUACCAGAAGUAAUAGUUUAUAUUUAUAUUAGAUAUCUAUGUAGAUGUCCAGAUUGUAGAAUAAAUAUUCUGAACUUGAAAAACUAAUGAAAAUUCUAAUUAAAUAAAAUGAGAAAAUUAUGAAAGAAAAUAAAUAUUUGUGGACUAAAUUUUUGAAUAAUAAGUACUAAUAUAUUAAUAAAGAGGCAUAAAAAUGAGAAUUCAGAUGAAUAAAUAAUGAAAUGGGUUUUAUAAACAUUGUAAGGAAGCAAAUAAAAUGGAAAACAUAAAAAUAUUUCUAAUAAUAAUCUAUUAAUGAUAAAAUAAACUAGUGAAAAUGAUGAAGAUAAUUUAUAUGAUAUUUAAUAACAAAAAAUGUUUGAAAAUGAAAAAACAUCAUUUGAUUAAUAUCCAUCAUAAAUACUUAAAUAAAAUUUCGAAUAAUAAAUAGAAUAAUUAUCAAAAACACAAAUAAUCUAAAUUCUAAUCAAUGCUGUAACUAAUAAUUAAAAAUAAGAGAAAAAGAAUAUUUUUAAAUAUGAAGAUGAUGAAAUUAGUAUUGAAGAAGAAUAUCCAAUAACUAAAAAAUUAAAUUUAGAAUAAGAAAGUGAAGAAAAAAAUUAAGACAAUUAAUUGAUGGUUUAUAGUGAUCCAUUUUCUUUCCAUAAAUUAGAGGAUAAUUUCAUAAUAGCAGAAUCACCUAAUUUAAGUAGAAAGAACUCUUUUUAUGAUCAUGAUCCUAUUCCUCAAUUUUAUGAAUUUUGA
Molecule: messenger RNA, 1225 nt
Organism: Paramecium sonneborni
Lineage: Eukaryota; Ciliophora; Oligohymenophorea; Peniculida; Parameciidae
Source: the annotation of a GenBank genome assembly